AUGCUGACGGAUACCACUGCUGCACAAUGCUUGGCAGCUCUUCGCUGUGGAGAGGUCGACUACAACCGGGAGGUUUGUGUCCAGGGCACAGUGACCCGCCGACGACGCCACGAGGCGGCGACGUUCCUGAUGGUGCAGCUGGGUGAGGUGCAGGUUCAGGUGGUUCUAUCUGCACCCACAGCGGCGUUGAACGACGGCGCAGGCCCUUCGCCAGCUUUGCAUCUGCUCCCGGCGGGACUCGGCUCGACCGUGUGGUGCAUCGGACAUCCGGGCUGCGAUCGCGAAGGAUCCCUUUCUCUCUACGCGCGGGAGCUGAAGCUUCUGAAGGUGCAUGCCGACUCCAAGCAGAUUUCCAACGUUCUGGACGCGCUCGCUGAUGGCCUGGCUCCAGGCUGUGAAGUCGCCACUGCCCUGUGCUGCACGGACGAGCGCCUGGCGGAACUCGUCCGACUUCGUGCGGACGUCGCAGAAGCUGCGACCUACAGAAAGGAGCUCCGGCAGCAGGCGCUCAUCGUCCAGGCAGGCGAUGAAGUCCUGGCCCGAGAGCUUCAAGCUGCACCCAGCACUCGCCAGCGGAAGGCUCGUGUGACCAAGUCCGAGUUGCAGGCGUUGGAGAAGGCGGAGUCUCUCGCAGCUCCGGCUCCUCCCAUCGAGUGUUGGGAGGAAUCUUCCGAGGACUUCCAUCAUGUGCUUGGAGAGUCUGAACCCAUGCUGGACGUCGCUCCAGAUCUUCCGAGCGCCCGGGGUCCCCAAACUCGGGGCGAAUACUUCCACGGACGGAAGUGGCCGCAGGUGCGUUGGAUUCUCCGCCGCCUUUCCGCUCUCCGGGCACAGGGUCAGGUUUUCCGGCACAUCCUCGAUGUCGGUGGUGGCCGGGGUGACUUGGCCAUCAACAUGGCAGCACACCUCGGUGUGAAGGUUACGGUGGUGGACAUGAAUGCCUCCUCACUAAAAGCCGGGCAGAGUGCAGCUGAGAGGGCCGGCGUCGACGUGACGUUCCUCUGCAUGGACUUCCGCGACGUCUACAAGCAGGCUUGCGGUGGGCUCAGUGAUGCUGCUUUGGGCUUUGCCGCAUGCCGUCAGAUCGCGUUCCUCGUUUGCCCCUGCUGUCACUUGAAGCACACCGCGCUGGAACCGGCCGAUGGCUGGGCAUCGCUCUGCCCGGAGGUCGGCUUGAUUCUGCGGCAGCUGGCAGAGCGCGAUCGCUGCAGCGUCGCCCGCCGCGCCCUGGAGGCCAUCGCAGCGCUCCGGCUCCGAUCCUUGGAGAGGUUGGGAACCUCUAUUCAGCUGAAGCUGGCGACCUUUCCAGAGACAUACUCCAUGAGGAACAUCAUCCUCAUUGGCGAGCUGCCGUUGAAAGUCCAAGGCGAGUAG
Molecule: messenger RNA, 1374 nt
Organism: Symbiodinium sp. CCMP2456
Lineage: Eukaryota; Dinophyceae; Suessiales; Symbiodiniaceae
Source: the annotation of a GenBank genome assembly